Papilio polytes (common Mormon) is the source of this 1139-nucleotide messenger RNA. RefSeq names its product secretory phospholipase A2 receptor-like. The record is from RefSeq and is a predicted model, not a curated record. NCBI's taxonomy places the organism in Eukaryota, Metazoa, Arthropoda, Insecta, Lepidoptera, Papilionidae.
CAAGCAUAUUUAUAUAAGAACCAAAGGUCUUCAAAGUUAGUAUCUACCGGUACAUUUCGUAAACAUGUUUAUUAAAGUACUUGUUGCCGUUUGUCUGUGCAUUGCCACAGUUACAUCAUCAAGAAAUUUCUUUCGGCGAGAUUAUACUUACUUUGAGGAAUAUAAUGCAUUCUAUAAAUUACACGAAGGUGAAAGAGAGAUAACUUGGCAGGAAGGUUUCUUAAAAUGCGAUUAUGAAGGCGCUCAGUUAUUUUACCCCGCCGAUGACAAUUAAUGGCGGGUUAUUGCUAACAUAACCGAUCAAAGCGGCAUUGAAUAUAUAUAUGUGGGCGUCCGAGAUGAAUUUGGUGUUGGUGACUUUAUAACAACCGAUGGACGUUUUAUUCCAGAACAAUAUGAAGGAACAAGCAGCAUCCAGCCAAACUUACAAUGCGGAUUGAUGUCUGUCAAAACAGGGGCCUACAUAAAGGGCACCUGUGAACAAAGCAGACCAUAUAUUUGCAAGAAAUUAAACAACGAAUAUUGCCCCACUGCUGACUCAGGUUACAUAUUUUCAAAGUCAUUAAAAAAAUGUUUUAAAUUUAAUGAUAAUGCGAACACUUGGGCAAACGCCAUGCACACUUGCAUUAUGGAAGGUGGGGUUUUGUCGGACUCCCUGGUAAAUAAUGAUAUAAGAAAUCUAUACUUGCCACCUAGUCAGGAAAAUAAUUGUUAUUACAUCGGCUUUCGAAGGAUCUUUGGGGAUCAUUUUUACUCGAGUCGAGGGCAAAAAAUUACAAUUACCUCACGAAAUGGUGAUUGCUCAUGUGUAUCCAAUAACAAUGAAAUAAUUGCAGUUGGCUGUGAAGAUGACAGAUUUUUUAUAUGUGAAAUGGACGUCAACAACAGAAUAUAAACAUCAUCAACCUGCCCUUGUCCCUGCAAAGGGUCGGCACAGUAUGUGCUGCUCUUCCAUACAUUUCUAUCAUAAAUAAAUAAUUUAGAUAAACAUUAUGUCUAUAACUAACUUAUUUCCUCUAAAGCCUCUUAUUGUAUAACCUGUGCUUUUUAAUACCUCACCAAAUAUAUAGGUUUUUUUAAAUACUAAAUUGUCAAAUGAAUUUUUAAACUAAUCAUGCUUAUUUAGACAAACUGUAAAA